AGCAUCCAGCAGGUUCUGUCUCUCUGCAUCCUGGUCUUUUGCGCCUGCUCGCCUGCUCUCUCUUUCUCUCUCUCUCCCUCUCUCAUUCCACUGCUCUCCAUCCAAAGUGCCCGUGCAUCCGUCUGUCCCGGAACAGAAUCUGUCUGUAGUCCUCUGUCCUGUCAUUUGAAAUUUUCAGCAUAUAGACAGACACUGUCAGCCCUUGCAAACCCAGCCAGGCCCAGUCUGUCUGCAGAAGACCAUUGUCAAACUCAGCGUCCAGGAUGGAUGUUCUAAUGAAGGGAUUCUCCAUGGCCAAGGAAGGAGUGGUGGCCGCAGCUGAGAAAACUAAAGCUGGAGUUGAAGGGGCAGCUCUCAGGACCAAAGAAGGGGUCAUGUAUGUGGGCAACAAGACAAAGGAGGGAAUGGUGUCAGGCGUAAACACAGUUGCCCAGAGGACCACUGACCAGGCGAAUAUUGUCGGCGAAACAGCGGUAGGCAGCACUAAUGAAGUUGGACAGAAGACAGUAGAGGGACUGGAGAAUGUGGCUGCAGUCAACCCAGAUGAGGCUUUAUAUGAGGGUGACUUCUCUCAUGGGGGCGGGAUGGAAGGAGGAGACGGUGGAGAGGGUUAUUAGUCCAGAGGCCUGAAGCUGAAACAGUCCCGUCUCUUCCCUCUGACUCUCCACCUCUCAGAGCCUCACCCUUCCAGACUCCAGAUGUAACUGAUAUUUUUUGUGACUGUAUGGAAAACCAAGUUGAAAAAGACUUUCCCUGAGCCCUUUAGCCGUUAGAUGUGUGACGCUUCUCCUCUUUUUCACCUGUGGUGUCGUCAUGCUGUUCUUUAGUGUUAUCCUUGGUCCUCUACCCAUCCACACCUCAUCUAAAACACACACAAACACUCAAACGUGGACAGGAACCGUGAAGCCAAGAGGCUGAUAUCAGAGGGUUGAACUGGUCUUUUAGGAGAAAAAGACAAAAUAAACCUGCAUGACCAGUAAUGUAAGAAAAGCAAUACAUCUCAUUUCAUCAGGGCAUGUAGCAAUGCGUGUCUGGAUCUUUUGGAGAUCAUAGCCAUGUUUAAAUUGAUUUAGUCUUGAAAAUGCUGCAAUGUACACAAUAUGUUGUGUGUACAUUAAAAGAUACAUUACAUUCCUUUAGUUCAGUAUGUGUGCAGAAUAGAGUUCCUGUGUGCUUGACCAAUAGACUUACCGUGUGAUUUGUUAGAGUACAAACAAAUAUGUUUAUUCACAAAAUGUGAAUGCAUAUUGUAUACAUAGAUACUUAAAAAACAAAAAACGAAUAUCCGUAUUGAUGUAGCUGUGCAUUUCUUCAUUAGCUUGUACACAUGAGAUUUGGGAUUGAAUGAGGUUUGCGUUGAAAAAGGGUGUUGAAUCCCUCAGCUGCUAGGACAAGGAGACUUUCAGUGUUAUAGAAAGAGAUCGAAUCUUCAUACACAUCCUGUUUUGUCUUGAUUUUGUUGCAAUGCAUGUUAAGUCAUGUGCGAUCAUGAAUCUGUGAUGCCCGCAAUGUAAAAGCAAUACUACAGCACCAUUGCAAAGUUUGUCAUUAGUGUUCUGUGGCACUGUGCUGUGCUGACUCUAGGGACUGUUUAACCAAGGGAAUGCUAAGAAGUGUAGAUCUUUACCAAUAAGAUGACAGUCUUCAUCUUCAUUUAGCCUUGCCUUCAUGGUGACCCAAACUCCGCCCUUGUCCUGUCACUCAACGGUGUUUUCAGAUCCACCCCAGGCUGGUGUCUGCUGUUGGUAACUAGGACAAAGCUAUCAAACAUAGCAGUUUGUUCUUUUUUUUGAAGCCACAAAAAAAACUGAAGACUGCAUGUUGCCUUAUCAGCACUGCUAUAUUCACUUACACACACUCACAUAUAUAUACAGUACACAAACACACACACACACACACAGACGAAGCUGAAUGAAACACGGAAACAAUCUUCUCCAGCUUUUUUCUUUCUCUAGCCUUUCUCUCUUUGCUCUCUCUGGGACACACACAUACACAGACAAACAAAUGUCCCACAUACCUUUUAUGUUGGCAUCAAAGCAGGCAAGCUGAUUUUAUAAACUAUAUAAGUGAAAUAAAGAGUUUUGUUGAAAUCUA
Messenger RNA from Carassius carassius (crucian carp), 2094 nucleotides. RefSeq names its product synuclein-like. NCBI's taxonomy places the organism in Eukaryota, Metazoa, Chordata, Actinopteri, Cypriniformes, Cyprinidae. Gene Ontology annotation, biological process: synapse organization; synaptic vesicle endocytosis; chemical synaptic transmission. The coding region runs from base 264 to 617 and encodes 117 amino acids. Gene Ontology annotation, molecular function: cuprous ion binding. The record is from RefSeq and is a predicted model, not a curated record. Gene Ontology annotation, cellular component: neuronal cell body; axon terminus; cytoplasm. The transcript is spliced from 6 exons.